Messenger RNA from Bufo bufo (common toad), 1427 nucleotides. RefSeq names its product protein ANTAGONIST OF LIKE HETEROCHROMATIN PROTEIN 1-like. Lineage: Eukaryota; Metazoa; Chordata; Amphibia; Anura; Bufonidae. The record is from RefSeq and is a predicted model, not a curated record. The transcript is spliced from 3 exons. Bases 188 to 1381 code for a protein of 397 amino acids.
AAGUGAUUAGAACGGCAUAUGAUAGGCAUGAUGUCACGGGAAGAGGCGGCGACUUGUGAUCUAAUGGGCGGGGACUCCCAUCGCGGAUCCGUUUUAAAGGUGUGAGGCGUGUCUCGAAGUGUCCACCCACUUUUACAGUGUGUAUAAGCAGGGAAACCUCCAUUCAGGCUCCUUGUGUUUUGGGACCAUGCUGCCUGCACACUUACGUCUGCGAUUGAGGUUUCUAAUCCUGAAAGCGAGAUGGAGAAGACGUGACCAGGAAAGAAGAAGACGCCGCUAUUGGGUCCACCCGAUAACUUCCAAACGGAUGACCAGAGGCGUUUUUUCCGUCCUGUAUUUGGAGCUUCGUGCGCGUCCAGAAACCUUUUUUACCUAUAUGCACAUGACUGUCGAGAGUUUUGACCAGCUACUGCAGCGCAUUUCGACACGCAUCGAAAGACAGGACACCCGCUUCAGAAGGGCAAUUUCUCCUGCAGAGCGGCUGAUGGUGACCAUAAGGUUUCUUGCUACCGGAGACAGUCUGUCUUCGCUGCAUUACCAGUAUCGGAUGGGAAUUUCGACGCUCUCCAGUAUAGUCCAGGAUACUUGUCGUGCCUUGUGGGAGGUAUUGUGUGAGGAUUGCAUCCCACAUCCAACUACAGUACAGUGGCUUCAGAUUGCAGACAAGUUCCUGGAAACCUGCCAAUUCCCUAAUUGUGUCGGAGCCGUGGAUGGGAAACACAUAAGAAUUGUAAAACCUUCCGGAAGUGGCUCAGAAUUCUUCAACUACAAAAAAUAUUUCUCAAUAAUCUUGAUGGCCAUUGCAGAUGCCGAUUACCGGUUUGUUGCCGUUGACAUUGGAGCUUAUGGGUGGACAAAUGACUCGAUGGCUUUCAAAAACUCAGCAAUGGGACGGCUCCUGUAUUCAAAGAACUUUGGAUUGCCACCCCCGAGACCUUUUCCGGGUACUGACGGACCUCCAAUGCCAUUUGUGGUAGUAGGGGACGAGGCGUUCCAAAUGUGUGAGAACCUCAUCAAGCCGUACUCUAGCCGUGACUUGAACCCUGCUAAGCGAGUGUUUAACUACAGACUGACACGAGCUAGACAAACGGUGGAGUGCGCCUUUGGCAUUUUAGUUGCUAAAUGGCGUAUUCUCACCAAAGCUAUAAAUCUUAAGGUUGAAACCAUCGACGAUAUAGUCAAAGCUUGUGUAGUUCUACAUAACUAUCUGUUAAUGGAGGAACCACUGCGCCUGGACCCGCAAGAGGUUGAUUGCACACUCACCAGGCUGCAACGUUUGUCAUAUCAGUCAACCCUUGGCGUGGCCCAAAUGAGGGACAGUUUCGCUGAUUACUUUGUUUCUGAAGCGGGCAGAGUGAGUUGGCAGGAUAAUGUUGAUUAAAAAGUUUGAUCUUCUAUUAAAUCAAAGUUUUUAUUUUUUUUGUAUA